Molecule: messenger RNA, 1746 nt
Organism: Saccostrea cuccullata (small rock oyster)
Lineage: Eukaryota; Metazoa; Mollusca; Bivalvia; Ostreida; Ostreidae
Exons: 6
Coding region: 313-1497 (394 amino acids)
Molecular function (GO): zinc ion binding
Source: RefSeq, a predicted model, not a curated record
UCCAGGCUUGAGUCCUAUGAUAGGAACAAGAACUUUUUACCACCGCCUGUUCUUCUGCCAGAACCUCUAGAUGUGAACUGGCCAUCCACUGGAUUUCAACAAUUGAAGCCAGAUCACCAAGGACUUUUACCUAGUGUAACAAGGGACCAAACAGAAGCCUACUUUCUUCACCGCCUUGCAGGUGAUAAUGACUCGGCAAGAAAUAUUAAGGCCAUCAAGAAUGGUGAAUUGUUGUACGAUUCGAAGAGAAUCCUGGCGUGUUCUGUGCUCAUUCAGGCCGACAUAUUUUUUACGGGAAUAGUCAGUGCAGCCAUGAAAAAUAAGGUGACAUACAACUACAAGCUUCGACUAGAAAAGCAAUCCGGAGAUAUUUUAAGUUCCCACUGCGAAUGUCCUGCUGGUAAGGGCCCAAACGGAACGUGUAAGCAUCUAGCAGCAGUGAUGGUGAUGCUGGAGAAGUUCACUGGGUUAGGAGAACUGACUGGCAUUGAGAAAACGUGCACAGAAAACCUUAUGAUGUUCAAUAAACCAAAGAUUUCCCAUAAAGGAUCACCAGUAAAGGUAGAACAUCUUUCACGAAAACGCAAGUCAGAGUCAAUAUUAGAUGAUCCCCGUCCAGAGAAGAGGAGGAAUAUGGAGGGUUUUGAGGACAGGGUGAGGAACAUCCUCAUCAAUUAUACCGCAAAAUCGUCGGCAGAUAUUGCCUAUCGCUACUUAUUCAAAGGAGCUGAUUUGAAGUCUGCAGUUCAUGAUCAUGAUUAUCUCUCACUACCUUUCACUGAGUAUUGGGUUGAUGAAGCAUUGAAGGUGAAUGAUUUGGAGAGAGAGAAGAUAGAAGUUGCAACACGUGGGCAAUCGACUAACAAAAAAUGGUUUGGAGAGAGGACCUGGAGACUAACUGCAUCUAACUUUGGACAAAUAUCCCAUAUGACGGACAGGCGAAACAAGGACAAAUUAUGUGAAUCAAUAUUCUCAUCAAAGCAGAUUAACUCUUUAGCAACAUUGCACGGUAAAAAUUAUGAAAGGAAAGCUAUAAAAUGUUUUGAAUCUGAAUACAAAGUUAAAGUUAAGGGAUGUGGCUUUUUUAUUUACACAGAAAAACCAUUUCUUGGUGCUUCCCCAGAUGGAAUUAUUGACGAUAUGCAUAUUGUUGAAGUUAAAUGUCCAUAUUUAGGUCGAAAUGUAAAUAUCGAAUUAAAGUGUCUGAAGUAUUUUAGGUAUUUAGAGCAAAAAAAUGGAGUCAUUCAACUUAAGAAAUCAUCAAAUUAUUAUGAUCAAAUUCAAGGUCAAUUACUUAUCACUGGAAGGCAAUUUUGUUAUUUUGUAGUUUAUACUUUUAAAUCACUGUUUGUAGAAAAAAUUGAAUUUGACCAGGAGUAUUGUAAAUUUUGUUUAGUUCCUAAACUAGAUCUGUUUUAUAGAAAGUGGUUCCGACCAUUUGUUGCUUCAAAGUUGUAUGCAAAAUACUCUGGUAAUUCUUGCAGUGCAAAAUAUUGAAUGCAUUUUAUAAGCCUACCAUAUUUAUUAUAUUGCUGCCAGGAAAAUAUAUUGUGCUGACAUUCAUUGAUCAACUCUUUGUAAACAUUAAUUGCUGUAAAAUUAUUUAAGGAAUCACUGUCUAGUUAGCAUAUAGUGUCAUUGUGAAAUAAAAUUGUACAUAUAAAUUUAUAAAAUGUAGAUUUUAAAAUGUAGACUAUUAGAUUUAAAUUACUUCCAUGUCAAUUUCAAAUGUACCCACCCACUGAC